Messenger RNA from Trichogramma pretiosum, 2009 nucleotides. RefSeq lists its product as uncharacterized. The transcript has 2 exons. Gene Ontology annotation, cellular component: ciliary inversin compartment. The record is from RefSeq and is a predicted model, not a curated record. NCBI's taxonomy places the organism in Eukaryota, Metazoa, Arthropoda, Insecta, Hymenoptera, Trichogrammatidae. Gene Ontology annotation, biological process: protein localization to ciliary inversin compartment. Bases 310 to 1956 code for a protein of 548 amino acids. Gene Ontology annotation, molecular function: protein binding.
AGUUACUCGUGAAAAUAAACUCUCGUUAUAAUUCUAGGUUACAAAGUAAUUUUAGGUGAAACACGUAAGUUUAUCACGACGACUUUUGAUCGUCAUUCUCAAUUUAUUCCUUUGAAAUAUUGCUACGAGUGAAUAGAAUAUUGAGAUAUCGGAGGCGUUGCCGUUAGAAAUCUCUCUCUUUCAAACUGUGAUCAUUUUUAGUUGUGUCAAUAGUGAUCUCGACCACGUGUUCAGUGUUCAGUGUUCAGCGAAUAGUGCUUCUAACAAUUUUUCAUCAAGAAUUGUAUUAUAUCAACCAUUCAAUUCAAAAUGUCAUUAAAUCAGAACAAUGCUUAUUACUCGCGUCUACAGAAAUUCAAAAAUCAUCUGAAAAGUAUAAGAAAAGCAAGCACUAGACGCGAAGAAUUUUGCCGGAUAUUAAACGGUUGGUCUGCAUGGCACAGAACUCACAAUUUGAUGGGUAGAGUUUUGAUACAGUUAAUGAAUGACAAAAGCCUAUUUCCGAGUGUUAAAGAUAAACAUUUUUUUCUCAAAUUUUCUGUACAAUUCAAGCAUUUGAAAGCUACACAACUACUCAAAGCAAGCAAAUUGGAAAUAAGUGAGGUUAGGUUCAAAGAUGGAAGGUGUGCUCUACAUUAUUUAGCAGACGAAUAUGGGUCGACAAAGAGAAAUUCUAAUGGAGUAUUUACCUUAAGAUUAAUGAAAUAUUUGUUGAAAAAUCCACGGCAAAACUAUGUCGAUGGUCAGGGUUACACAUAUCUACACGGAGCUUGCUCGACCGGCGAUAUUGAAACGGUGAAACAAUUAAUAUGUAAAGGUGUAGACGUCAAUCUUGACACGUAUAAGUUCUCACCACUUUUUAUUGCUGCGCAGUGGAGGCAUGAGAAUGUUGUUGAAGUAUUACUAGAACACGGGGCCAAUCCGAAUUAUCAAAAUUUAGAUCAGUCAACACCAUUGCACGCGCUUGCAUCGCUUCGUGUAUGCGAUUGCGUCAGCAGUUAUUGCUUCUGCGACAGGAGACGUCCAGUUGAUAAGAUCGUUAACAUGCUCAUUAAUAAGGGAGCAAACAUCGAAGCACGCAAUUGCCACGGAGAUACUCCCUUGCAAUCAGCGUUGUUAGUCUUCGAUUCGGAUUUGCUCCGGACACUCCUGGAACACGGUGCAAAUGUGAAUAAUCUGAACGAGGAUAGGAUGUUCCGUAUGGAUUUUACACCAUUCGAAUUGAAAAACUAUCCUGUCACAUUGAACAUAAUCGAGGCGAUGAAAUCGCUGCAGUCAGCUGGCUACAGCAUGAACCUUCACACUGCGCUUAGGCUGAUGAAGUAUUGGAUCAGAGUUCGAGGAAACGACAUUGAUUAUUUCAUCUUAUGUUUUGAUGAGGAAUUUGACGAACGAGAUCUGAGUAUCUUACAUGAAUACAAGAUAUUAUUAUUCAUUCAUACCAAGUAUGGCUUGUACCUUAAACAAGAAGCUUUAGAUUACUUGCACCAACAAAUCGAGAAAUUCAGUCUGAGAGUUGCGCCAUAUGACGAUGAAGAAUUCGAACCUGACUCGUACUUCAAAAAAAUAUAUAAGAGAGAGAUUACGUAUAUAAAAAGCAUCAUGGUAACCGAACACAUCUCGCUCUAUCAACUUUGCCAAAUGAGCUACAGUAAAGGUUACUCGAUAUUAAAAAAUAUAAAAAAUUGGCGUGUCCCACCAAUGAAUGAAAUAUCGUGCGGAGGUUAUGUAAUAAACCGCUUUGUAAAAAGACACAUUGCCAAUAUUUUAAUAAGGUCACAGUUGGAAUUACUUGCAGCCGAUUUUUUCAUGAGUGAUGAUUACAGUUUAAAUCUACCGUACGUGGUUUGUCGUAAAAUUGCUGAAUAUAUGAGUGACAAUGAUUUAUUUCGUUUGUGCGAGCAGACGAACUUGAUUAAUCUAGAAGUAGACACUGCCAUCGCAAUCCGAUCAUGAGAUCAAACUGAGCAUUGAAGGCUUAAUUUCAAAACAUUUUUUGUACAUCUAUA